Drosophila biarmipes is the source of this 3009-nucleotide messenger RNA. RefSeq lists its product as uncharacterized. The record is from RefSeq and is a predicted model, not a curated record. The transcript has 2 exons. Bases 1 to 2787 code for a protein of 928 amino acids. Lineage: Eukaryota; Metazoa; Arthropoda; Insecta; Diptera; Drosophilidae.
AUGUUUCGAGGACUGCUGGUGCUCCUGCUGGCGGUGGCCUGGAGCCAGGUGGAUGCGGCCACCCAUGUGAACAUCUCGAUUGCCCAGCAACCGGCCACGAAUCCGGCGGACGUCAAGUACGUAGAGGGCAAUGCUCCGGCGGAACUGAGGGCGGGGCCUCAGAGGGACGAGGACAAGCAGUUCCAGCGCAUCCAGGAGCGCCAGCAGCAGGUCCAGAGCCAGUCCCAGUCCCAGCUGCAGCAGCAACAGAUGGUGCAAACCCAGCGGCAGGAACAAUCUCCUCAGCUCUCCCCCCGCCAGGGAUUGGGACUACAGCCCCCGGCUCAGACGCCCAUGUUCAAGAACGGUCGGAUUCCCCGGCGACGCAACCAGAGCAGACGCCCCUCGCUCCACCAGCAGCCACCGAGUCCUCACAGCGGCCAGUUCCGUCAGCGCAACCAGCAGCUCCGCCAGAACCAGGAGUUCGAGCGGUACAUCCAGUCCUACCACAGCCACGGACCCACUGUGGAGACGGUCUACGAGUCAUCGAAUCCCGCCCCGCAGCGCUACACCCAAACCAGCUCCAGCGUGAGUUCCUCUUCCUCCGUGGAAGAUGCUGCCCCCCAGAAGCUGGUUACGAUUGGAGGAGGUCGCCGUUCCCAGCAGCUGCGCAUGUUCGAGCGCCAGGUGGCUGCUCCCGUCUCCCAGCAGGGACAUAGUGCCAAUGUGGAGGUGGCCCAGGACAGCAAGCCCAUCUACGAGCCAGCCCAGGCGCCCAUCCAAACGGCCAGCAUUGCGCCGGCAGUGAGCUCCAGUUCAUCCUCGUCGUCCUCGGGAGGUGUCAGUUCCUCCUCCUCAGCCUCUUCCGCCGGUGCUCCUGCUCCCGCCAAUCCUCCUCUGCCCUCGGACCCCUCUUCUGGCUACGAUUCCUCGUCGGGCUUCAACCCAGCCACCAGCUACAAUCGCCCUAGCUACGAUCCCAAUGGCUUUAGCUACGAGGAGGGACAGGAGGUGGACUACCAGGAUCAGUAUCCACCAGAGGUGGACGAUGGUCUGGGCUACGAGGACUAUGCCGACCAGUCGGGCUAUCAGGGCGGUUCGGGCUACCUACCACCAGCUCCCUCGAGGGGCUACUCUCCGCCACAACGUCCCCUAGUGACCAAAACCAUCCAGAUUGUGCAGCCAGCGCUGAAGGCCAAGAAGUACGAGGUACGUCAUCCGGCCAUUCAGAAGGAAUUCUAUGACAUCGAGGAGCGGGUGGUGAUCAAGCCGGCGGGAACUUUGGUCGUGGAACUGGAGCACCCGGUGGCCAAGAUUCCCAAAGGAGAGACCCUGCUGCCCCUGGGCCAUCCUCAUCCCGCGGUGGCUUCCGCCUACAACAACAACAACAAUGGACAGAUCCAAACGCAGACGUAUAACCAGAAUGUUCCCGAGUACAGGCCAUCGUAUGAUGCAGCUCCGGCUGCCAAGGAUCAACAGACCACCACCAUUGGCUCCAGUGUGACCACAAUGCCCUCCUACGACCAGGCACCCAAGGAUGACUUCGUGGAGGCCCGACUGCAACAGCAGCAGCCCCUGGGAGAUGUCACCGAUGGCGCUAAGAGCAGUCCCUCCUUCGUGACCGGAGUGGAUCCCAAUGGCAAUGCCAUCAAGAUCAACGCCAAGCACCUCUCACCCAACAUGAUCCAGCGGGCGGAGCCCGAGCAGGACUACUCCCGAUCUGGUCAGAGGGUCUAUCAGCAGCAGCAGCAGAGGACCAACUUCAAUCGCCAGCCGUACAGCGAGGACGAUGACUACUUCUCCGGCGAGUAUCUGCCCAAUGUGAGUGCCGGCAGUGUGGAGGCCAAGCCAGCGCGACUGGAACUGGCCGAGGAGGAGGAGCGACCCACGCAGAUCAUCAAGCACGAGCACAAAAUCCAUCUGCCGCCCUCGCAGCACAACAUUUACCUGGGACACAGCCGUCAGACGCCGCUCAAGGAGCGCAGGAUCCAGGAGGUUCCAGCCCAGGUCACCGAGGUCAAGCCCUAUCUCAGGAAGCACGUGGGUCCCACGGUGGUGUACGCCAAGUCCCAGACUCCCAGGCCCUACUACAAUCAGCCAUCCAGGCAGCGGGUUGCCGAGGAGCUGGACUACAGUGCGCCCUACUCCCAGAUGAGAUUCAGCCCGGAGGGCCAAUCCUCCAGGCUCGUUCAGUCGCCCCAAGUGAGGUACAAUGCGGAGAGUAAGUCCUCCAGGCUGGUAGAGGCGCCCAAGAGGGAGGAGGAGCCCAAGAAGGAGCAGCACAACACGCACAUCCAAAUCCAGAUAGCCAAUGACCAGGAGAAAUCGGCCGUGAUGGCCACCACAGUUGCUCCCGACUGCGAUAGGGUGCAGCAGCGAUCCGAGUUCAGGGAGCAGAAGUCCCAGCGAUUGGUGGAGGCGCCCAGCAACUCCGAGGUGUCCGCCACUCAGGCCACUCCGUCGCAGGCGAAGGCACAGCCCGAUGUGGAUGUGUCACUCAAUGGAGCCGCCGGCCAUCUGAAGCCCAAUGAGCGGGUCAUCGCGGCCACGGCUGCGCCCACCGACGCCUCGGCCACCAGCGAGACCUUCCACAAGCGCCGCAUUGUCGUCAACCAUCCGUUCCAAACGGUUCGCGAGGUGGUCGAGCACGAGCCCUUCACCAACUACCACCAGAUCCAGGUGAACGAGCCGGCUCCUCCGUCGCACUACCACCAGGCCUACUACCAGCCGGCGCCGCAGACCCACGGGAGUUUGGUCCACUUCCAGACCUCGUCCACCCACGGCAACCUAUUCACGCCCUACGGAUGAGCUGGGACUAGAGGAGCCUGCGCAGCCGAUCUACGAACGAACACGGACAAUGCAUUUCCUUUGUUAAUUGUUAUCUUAGUUGUAGGUUAGCUCCUAGGCUAGAACCCAAAACCGGUGGAAGGGCCCUUUCCAUGAUGACCCUGAUCUUCUUUCGCCUUAAUUCGAUUUAAACGCCCUAGGCUAAGUGCAGUCUACUUGCCAACAAUAAAGUGCAUACAAAAU